CCUGAGCUUCAGGGAUCGCAAUAAUAACAAUAACAAUCAUAAUAAUGCUGAUGCCUUGAUGACAUAUCAGGAGGUCUUGCGGUGUGCAUGCAUUAUUGGAGGAGACUCGGCUUUUUGCCUUAUUCCACAGCCCUCGACAUCCGUCCCGAAGCAUCGUCCGUGCUGUCUCCGCUCAGUACCGAAGCGGUGUUACCAACGUCCCGACUAUGCGGCGAUCUGUUGAUAUCCCGCAGUCACCCCGCAACCGUUGAAGACCACCAGUGUGGAGUCUCUAUCAGAGCAUAGCCAACACUGGAACGGCGUGGGAAUGUCCUCUAACGCUUCUGAAGAGGUGCCCAGAAGGCCGAGCGGACUUCAUCCGGCACGAUCGUUCACCAGAAUGGAGACUUCGACAACAGCAAACCCUUUCGCGAGAACGAGGUCAAAGACAAUGCAGAAUAUAACGGUCCCCGAAAGCGUUAGUUCAGAUGCUCUUCCGUUGCCGUUAUCUCCGCAGGAUGAUGGCACGGAGGGUCAGCUGGAUGUCUUCGAAAAACGGGGAUCAAGCGAUUCUGACAACGGGAACCUUGCAGAGGACGGGGAGCCUUUACUGGAGCCUGAGGAAGGAUUCGAUGAACUGCCCAUUGAAUUGAUGAGCUUGACAGACCGAUUCGUCUAUUCUCUCAGCGCCAAAGUAUAUACUACGCCUCCGUCGAUAGACAAGAUUUCCGAUAUGUUUCAAGAAUUUUAUGACCGUGCAGAGACGCAUAUAGCUACACACAUUUCGACUCUAGCUUCCAGGCUGAACCGGGAAGCACCGCCUGCUUCUUCGAAAUCCGUCAAGGGUGGUACAACAGCCGGUACUGAGAAGGUGCUUGUGGAUCAUCAAAUGCUGACUGUUUCUGAAGUCGCUGAAAAAAGAAAGGCGCGGAAAUUGCUGGCUUACAAGCGUGUCGCACUGGAAGAGGCGGUAGAGCGCAGAGCCUGUGAGAGCAUUUAUGACAAGAUCUGGCGCCAUAAGAGUACUUUGGACGAAGUUAGAGAUGAAAAGCUCCGAUCCAAGACCGCAGCCCUAUCAGUGGUGGGAAUUGAUCUCAAAGAUCUCGGUAUCGAGGCGUUCAGCGGGGAUGGAAAGAAACAGGAAGAAGCUGAUGAAUGGCUCGCCGCUGCUCGAGAGAGUCUUAUGAAAAUGAACGACGAGAAGUAUCCCCUUGGGAAGCUGCGUCAUCUGACGGCAGCACAUAAGGCGAUCGUUGACACUCUCACGAAUCUUCUACCCUCGUCCUCCUCGGCCGAUGAGAUCCUACCUACGUUAAUAUAUUCACUAAUCACAUGUCCGCCAGAUGGGCUGAAUGCGAUCAGCAACCUUCUCUUCAUACAACGGUUCAGAUCUUCCAGCAAGGUUGAUGGGGAGACUGCGUAUUGUCUAACAAACCUUGAAGCUGCAAUUAGCUUCUUGGAAAAUGUAGAUCUCUCAAGCUUGCGUGCUGAUGAGUUGCCCGAGGGCCAGCAGAAAGCACCAAGCGGGAGUGUCACGCCUGCUAGUGAAAAGACCGAUCCUUUUCGACCACCUAAGGAGAUACCAUCAUCCUCUGUAACAUCUGCAUCAGCAGCUCCAGAGUUCUCCAAACCUAGUACUCCCACCAAAGACAGCAUAUCUGCGACGUUGCCCAGACCACAACUCGCAGCCCCUCAAAGCCAGCAACGCCGCCUGAGCAAUCUUUUCCAACCACCGGCGAAGGUUCUUGGAGCUGCAAAUGAUGCUGUUCGCAAUACUGCCGACCAGGGAUUAAAGAAUAUCGGGAAUACCCUCGAUAACAGCUUCAAUUUCCUUUUUGGGCGUCUGAAAGAAAUGCAAAACCAGGGACCUGAUCAGCGUUCGGUACUCCCAAAGACCUUGGACGAGGCACGCCGCCUGGUCACUUCUCCUUCCAAGCUCGAGAAUGGCACGGAUUUGAACGACGAUGGAUCGAUAAAAGCACUUUCAACACCAGAUCCUGCACCGAGGCCCACUCGUGCCCGUACAGAGGAUAGGCUUCUGGCCAUCGUUGGCGGAAAUAAAACGCCCCGUGAACGCAGUACGGACAGUGCUCAAAGCCGCAGCAGUAGCACGAGAAACCCUACCAUACCUUCUCGCUCCCAGAAAGAAGAAGCCAAUCCAAGCCCGACUCCGGGUGGAUCGAUCUUCUCUUCAAGUUCCGCAUCAACGCCUCUCGAGUCCAUGAAGAACUUCGGAAACACGUUCAACCCACUAAAUCACAUCCCUGGCAUGAUCCGUGGCUUUGGCCGCUCCGCAACAACGCCCGACCCAGGAACAGGAGUAACUACCCCAGCAACACCAGCACCAGCAGUGCCCUCUCCUAUAGACAACAAAACUCAACCUACUCUUUCAACGGACGGCUCAGCAGACGUAUCUGCAACCCUUUCCAGGAUCGACCCGCCUCUCAGGCGAUUCCUGGAGACAGAAGAUGCUGGUGAUCUCAAACUCCGCGACGUGGCGGAGUUACUACAAGACUACAAGAGGCUUGCAGCAGCAUUAGCGAGUCUCGGUGGAUCUCACUAAGUUUUCGCCUCAUUUAUCCCUGCUUUCGUUUUAGUGAACUUUCUUUCCCUGUCGGCUAUAUAAAGGCUGUAUGUAUAGAUAGUGAUACCGUUCCGGUCUGGUUUCCCAUUCGCUCUUCAUUGUUUCCUUGGGGCUUCGCCUUUGUUCGUUAUUAUUAGGCCGUGGAUC
Molecule: messenger RNA, 2710 nt
Organism: Paecilomyces variotii
Lineage: Eukaryota; Fungi; Ascomycota; Eurotiomycetes; Eurotiales; Thermoascaceae
Product: VPS9 domain protein
Exons: 2
Coding region: 308-2542 (744 amino acids)
Biological process (GO): vesicle-mediated transport
Cellular component (GO): cytosol; endocytic vesicle
Molecular function (GO): small GTPase binding; guanyl-nucleotide exchange factor activity
Source: RefSeq, a predicted model, not a curated record